Hemiscyllium ocellatum (epaulette shark) is the source of this 748-nucleotide messenger RNA. RefSeq names its product transmembrane protein 88-like. Bases 200 to 748 code for a protein of 182 amino acids. Gene Ontology annotation, molecular function: PDZ domain binding. The record is from RefSeq and is a predicted model, not a curated record. NCBI's taxonomy places the organism in Eukaryota, Metazoa, Chordata, Chondrichthyes, Orectolobiformes, Hemiscylliidae. The transcript has 2 exons. Gene Ontology annotation, cellular component: plasma membrane.
UCUCAGCAUUCUGUGCGAGACACAGAGAGACAAGCUUUCCAGAUCCUCACAGACAGCCGCACCGGGAAUCUCUGGCGUGCCGGACUCCACAAAGGCUUUCCCAAAGGUUUGGGAGCAGGCGGUGCUGAAGGAGAGGUGUGGGGGGGUCACGGUGUGGGGGUCACUGGCGCUGUCAUCUGCUCUCGGGAUUGGCUCCACCAUGUCUGACCUUGCCGACCCGUUUGAUGGCCUGGUGUUGGGCAAAGUGAGUCCGGAGAUGCCCCGAGGAAUGGCGCUGGGUCAGUGCCCGGGUGAAGCGCUCUGCCGAGGGGAAGCGCUGGAGUUGCGCAGCGGGCUGGACUGCUGGGCGUGUGCGGUGCUCCUCACUGCACACAACAUCCUGGUCACUCUUCUCAACGUGCUGCUCAUUGUCACCGUCUUCGGGAGCGUCCUACUGCCCGCCUCCAUCAUGGUCACCAUCGGCCUUCUCUGCCACUCACAGGUUUUGAACUCCCAGGCGAGUCACUGCAAGCAGUUCCUGAACGAUAACAGUUCCACUGCACUGAUGGUGGUGGGCUUCGUAUUGGUGACACCGUUAGCAGUCCUGGCUCUGGCUGCUUACUGUCGGCUCGCACGGCGCCUGGAACUUGGCCUCUGCUUUAUCCCGUACAGCAAGGCCGUCUACCGGAAUCUUCCGGCCUCCCGCUACCGCUGGACGGGGGGUUGCUGCCUCAGGAUGGGGGAGACCUCAGGAAAAGUUUGGGUGUAA